This is a messenger RNA of Rhinichthys klamathensis goyatoka, 1226 nucleotides long. RefSeq names its product NK2 homeobox 4b (gene nkx2.4b). Gene Ontology annotation, cellular component: nucleus. The record is from RefSeq and is a predicted model, not a curated record. The coding region runs from base 255 to 1157 and encodes 300 amino acids. The transcript is spliced from 2 exons. Lineage: Eukaryota; Metazoa; Chordata; Actinopteri; Cypriniformes; Leuciscidae. Gene Ontology annotation, molecular function: DNA-binding transcription factor activity, RNA polymerase II-specific; RNA polymerase II cis-regulatory region sequence-specific DNA binding. Gene Ontology annotation, biological process: cell differentiation; regulation of transcription by RNA polymerase II.
CCGUGAGUAUUUUCUUCAAUUACUAGGAUGUCAAUGGCUCGUUUGGCUCGUUGCUCCGCCCCUCGUGUUUGUCGUACAGCAGCAGUCUGACGGGAAUAAGGCAGAAAUAAGAGCGUCCAGGACUCGCCUCUCUCCAGCUCGCACAGUCGGAGCUCAGAGAGCGCGGUUACGCACGGAGGACACUUGGCGUCUGGCGGUCGCACAUCAUCCACGGGCCUGUGGCAGCUUCAGCAAACUCGCUCGCGGGCUGAACCAUGUCCUUGAGCCCCAAACAUUCAACGCCUUUCUCAGUGAGCGAUAUUUUGAGCCCGAUCGAGGAGACCUUCAGGAAGUUUGCAGCCAUGGAGAGCAGCGUGAGCCUGGCGUCUCCUCUGUACAGACAGACUCAGGUGUCUCAGGCGAAUCUCCAGCAGCACAGCAUGGGUCACAACACCUACCACAUGCCGCACUCGCAGUUCUCGCACAGCGCCAUGGGAGGAUACUGCAACGGGACUAUCGGAGCCAUGGGGGACCUGCCGUCCUACCAGGAGAGCAUGAGGACCGGCGCGACCGCCACGGCCUGGUACGGCUCGAACCCGGAGCCCAGAUACCCGACAAUCUCCAGGUUUAUGGGUCCCUCAGCGGGCAUGAACAUGGGCACAUUACCGGGCAUGGACGCAAGUAAAUCUAUGGUGACUUUACACGCGGCGCCGCGCAGGAAACGGCGCGUGCUCUUCUCUCAGGCGCAGGUGUACGAGCUCGAGCGGCGCUUUAAGCAGCAGAAGUAUCUGUCGGCACCGGAGAGGGAACAUUUGGCCAGCAUGAUACACCUGACCCCGACCCAGGUCAAGAUCUGGUUCCAGAAUCACAGGUAUAAAAUGAAGCGCCAGGCGAAGGAUAAAGCGACCCAGCAGCCGGACACCGCAAACCUGUGCGCGCAACAGUCCCCGAGGCGCGUGGCCGUGCCAGUGCUCGUGAAGGACGGUAAACCGUGUCAGAACGGCUCCAGCACACCGACACCGGUCCAGAACGUGAUGGGCAGCGAGACUUUAGCUUUAGGAUCAGCGGAGGAUCUGGAGGAGAUGUCUCCCAGUCCUCCUCUCAUGACUGACGCUGCGCUCAUCGAGUACACGAACAGCAUGGUGAGCUCCAACCUGCUUUACGGCAGAACAUGGUGACACUUCCGCCGGGAAACGGACCAGUACGCGCAUUUACAGAAACACCUUUUUUAAAACUCAUUUUUUAAA